Molecule: messenger RNA, 978 nt
Organism: Cladophialophora psammophila CBS 110553
Lineage: Eukaryota; Fungi; Ascomycota; Eurotiomycetes; Chaetothyriales; Herpotrichiellaceae
Exons: 2
Coding region: 1-978 (325 amino acids)
Source: RefSeq, a predicted model, not a curated record
AUGCGUUUCGUGAUUGCGGUGGCCGCUUUGGUGCCUGGAGUUGCUAUUGCUGGACCUUUGACCACAAUCAAUCCUUGUCCGAAUGCAACAAGCAUAUCCGCAACCCCAAUCACCGUUACAAUGCAGCAUCAAACCGUGUCAACCUGUUCCACAACAUCGACAUGCUUCCGGGGAUCUUGCAUCGCCCGCUAUUCCAUGGAGACAUUUGCCUACGUUAACACCAUUAUCCCAGCCGCAUGGGACGGCACCUCGGCCAUUACGACCACAGUUACUUCUACUGGUCAAACCGUUACAGUUUCUCGAUUCCAUUCGACAAUCACUAAAUUUGCGACUCCCACCUCAGCCGUCGUCAAGAAUGGGACUACUUCUCGCGCUGCUCCCCAACCAGUGUAUCUCACUAUUGCAAAAGACUUUAUGGUUCCAUACAACAAGAUCGGCCCAUUGGCGAUUCCAGGCUACGGCGGAAGUGGCCUCUGCCAGGGAUGUAAUGUGCAACAGGAUGGAAGCCGUUCUCAAGUCGUCAACGUUAUUGAGUGCAGGUCAGGUCUUGACAGAGCCAAGUGCAUGGCAUACGCGGAGACAUGGAUUUCCAAGCUGGCUCUUGCCGCUUCCUCUACAACAUUGGUACCUCUUGCAACCAGAUUCGUGGCUCCUUCAGCUGACACCUAUACCUUUACAUUCACUUUGACCUCUCCUAGCCACAUAAUCACUGCCGGAGUCGAGACCAUCACUGUCGCUCCGAGUCCGUUCUUUCAUCAUGUCAUCCGUCAAUGCCACAGGCCUCGAGAAGUUGUCGAUUUCACCAUUGUCGUCACCAAAACAAUCUCCUGGACGGUGCCCUGUAGCAGACAGCCGCCGCGGACCUCAAGUGUUGUUCCAAUUCCCACUGGUCCUCAUGCAAUUCCAGGGGUCCGUCAACCGGGAAAAGGACCGGAUCCUUCUCUCAUCAAUUUGGGAGGCGAUGCUGAGCAACCCUAA